Phycodurus eques (leafy seadragon) is the source of this 1500-nucleotide messenger RNA. It is a transcript of the gene lmx1a, whose product is annotated as LIM homeobox transcription factor 1, alpha. The record is from RefSeq and is a predicted model, not a curated record. Gene Ontology annotation, cellular component: nucleus. Gene Ontology annotation, biological process: neuron differentiation; regulation of transcription by RNA polymerase II. The coding region runs from base 162 to 1211 and encodes 349 amino acids. Lineage: Eukaryota; Metazoa; Chordata; Actinopteri; Syngnathiformes; Syngnathidae. The transcript is spliced from 8 exons. Gene Ontology annotation, molecular function: DNA-binding transcription factor activity, RNA polymerase II-specific; RNA polymerase II transcription regulatory region sequence-specific DNA binding.
ACAGUGUAGGGAGAAGUUGACAAGGAGAAGAAGAAUCUCCAAGGAGGAGAAACUUUCAGGCCCUUGACUGUUAAACGCAACCACUUCCACACGCUUGGAGAUGCUCUGAGAAGACCCUCACUACUUUUAGCAGCGUUUUUGCAAGCUCCUUUGAAGAAGACAUGCAGCGCAGGCCGGUGUGCGCGGGCUGCCGCAGGCCGAUCGCGGACAAGUUCUUGCUCCGGGUGGCGGACGGCCUCCGGCACGAGGCGUGUGCGCGCUGCUGGGCGUGCGGGGACGCGCUGCGGGACUCGUGCUUCGUGCGGGAGCAGCGACUCUACUGCAAACGGGACUAUGCUGAGCUGUUUGCAGUGCGCUGCGGGGGCUGCGCCGCGGGCAUCACUCCCACAGAGCUGGUGCUGCGUGCCGGGCCCGCCGUCUUCCACUUGCGCUGCUUCACCUGCAGCGUGUGCUCCGCCCCACUGAGGACCGGAGACCGCUGCGUGGUCAGGGAGGGCCGGCCACUGUGCGCCAGGGAGGACUACCACCAGCGUGUGGCCAGCCCGACUUCACCAGAGACAGGUAAAAGUGUCAAUGCCGACGAAGAUAACGAGGAGGAGGAAGAGGAGGACUCAGGGACUGUCACAAGUAGACGGAUUAAAUCGGAUAAGCAGGAAAGUAAACGUCCCAAAAGACCUCGCACUAUUUUGACCACCCAGCAAAGACGGAUCUUCAAAGCCUCCUUUGAGGUUUCAUCCAAGCCGUGUCGAAAGGUACGGGAGACUCUGGCAGCAGACACCGGCCUUACUGUCCGGGUCGUGCAGGUCUGGUUCCAGAACCAAAGAGCCAAGAUGAAGAAACUGGCCAGGAGGCAACAGCAGCAGGAACAGGAGCAGCCGACUCAGGAGCAACAAGAACAGCAAGUGUGUCACAAAGUGCCCCCCAAUGGUGUGCCUACCUCUCAGCUGGAGCACCUGGGGUCUUCCUACUCGCACGUCCAGCAACAGCAGAUGGGAUUCACAACAGUGGAGCAGCAAGACUUUGACAUGGACCCCUUCAGACAAGGCCUGACGCCCCCUCAGAUGCCAGGGGAUCACAUGUACCCCUACGGUUUGAAGGCCCUUUACGGCGAUGUAGCAGACGCCGACUGCUUGUCACUGGGCGACACCUCCUCCCUCCUCACCCCCAUCGACCGCCUCUACUCCAUGCAGGACUCUUACUUCACCUCCUGAGAGAGGAUCCUCAUCACGGCCACUCUUUAUUUAUCCACGUGGACCGUGCACAAUGGGUGGCAGAGGAUAACCGGUUGCGCAAAUGGAUAUACUGUGACACUCACACAAUACUGCUGUUCAUCUUGUAGCAAAAUAUGCUCACACUUAUGUCUUUCAUGCUUUGAAACACAGACUAUUUUACUGUCUCUGGACUAUGCUUGAACGCCACUUUACGAGAUUACAACGGAUGCGAAUAACUGUUUGAAUGUGUAUUUAUUCUUGUAGGGUGUGCUUAUUUUGAAUGGCUGAA